Molecule: messenger RNA, 2118 nt
Organism: Hippopotamus amphibius kiboko
Lineage: Eukaryota; Metazoa; Chordata; Mammalia; Artiodactyla; Hippopotamidae
Gene: ATF5
Product: activating transcription factor 5
Exons: 3
Coding region: 505-1386 (293 amino acids)
Biological process (GO): regulation of transcription by RNA polymerase II
Cellular component (GO): nucleus
Molecular function (GO): RNA polymerase II transcription regulatory region sequence-specific DNA binding; DNA-binding transcription activator activity, RNA polymerase II-specific
Source: RefSeq, a predicted model, not a curated record
UAGAGGAAGGAGAGGCCCGAACUCCCGGGGCUGGGAGGAGGAGGGGGCCGGAGGCCGGGAUCCCCGAGGGCAGGGGGCCAGGCCCGCCUCACGGUUGAGGCCGCGCGGGGCGGGGCCGCGGAAGGAUCCGGGCAGGCCGUGCUGCGCCACCCCCGGUAUAUCUGUCCCCGCUCCCCGGGGCCACCUCAUUCCCCAUCCUCAGACCACGAUCUCUCCUCCCGCUACCGCGACGCCGCCUCCGCCCGCGUAGCCCCGGCCAUGGCUCUGUAGCCGCGACCCCUCUGUGCCCCCGGCCAGUCUCCGCGCUCACCGCGCCUGCGCUCUCCGCUCCUGCCUUCUUUCUUCAGCCGAGGCCGCCGCCGCCUCUCCUUUGCGCAGCCAUGGAGUCCUCCGCUUUCACCUUGGUGCCUGUCUUCGUCCAGCUGAACAAGCUCCAGAGCCUACCCCCAGCUAUUGGUGCAGCCUUCUCCAUUGCCAUCCGUGCCCGGGGCCCGUGCUGCAGCCAUGUCACUUCUGGCGACCCUGGGGCUGGAGCUGGACAGGACCCUGCUCCCAGCUAGCGGGCUGGGCUGGCUCAUAGACUAUGGGAAACUCCCCCUGGCCCCUGCCCCCCUGGGCCCCUAUGAGGUCCUUGGGGGAGCCCUGGAGGGCGGGCUUCCAGGGGGAGGAGAGCCCCUGGCAGGUGACGGCUUCUCUGACUGGAUGACUGAGCGGGUCGACUUUACAGCCCUCCUCCCUCUGGAGCCCCCCUUGCCCUCAGGUGCCCUCCCCCCACCUUCCCCACCCCCACCUGACCUGGAAGCUAUGGCCUCCCUCCUCAAGAAGGAGCUGGAGCAGAUGGAAGACUUCUUCCUUGAUGCCCCACUCCUCCCACCAUCCUCCCCACCUCCACCGCAGCCGCCGCCACCACCACCACCACCACCACCACCACCGCCACCGGCACCAGCACCCUCCCUCCCUCUCCCCCUCCCCCUGCCCACCUUUGACCUCCCCCAGUCCCCUGCCCUGGACACCCUCGACUUGCUGGCCAUCUACUGCCGCAGUGAGGCCGGGCAGGGGGACUCGGGAUUGGCGCCCCUGCCCCCACCCCAGCAACCUCCUCCUGCUCCCCCUCAACCCUCCCGCCCCGCCCCCUACCCCAAUCCCAACGCCACCCGAGGGGACCGCAAGCAAAAGAAGAGAGACCAGAACAAGUCAGCAGCUCUGAGGUACCGCCAGAGGAAGCGUGCAGAGGGCGAGGCCCUGGAGGGCGAGUGCCAGGGUCUGGAGGCACGGAACCGGGAGCUGAGGGAGAGGGCUGAGUCGGUGGAGCGGGAGAUCCAGUACGUCAAGGAUCUGCUCAUCGAAGUGUACAAGGCUCGAAGCCAGAGAACCCGGAACAGCUAGCCGGGCAGGGCGCUUCGGGCUCUAGGGGGCGCUGGUCUUCAGCUCUGGCUCACUUCCGUUUCCGGGGCUGAGGUGGGAGGGUCACCAGCCAUUCCCUGGCCUCCAGCUUCCUUCCAAACCCUUCUCCUCCCUCCCUUCCCUCCCCCUCUUCCCUCCCCCUCUUCCUCCUCCUCCUCUCUCUCUCCCCUCCCUUUUAUCCUUGCCUCCUUUCCUCUCCAUUCUGAAUUUGCUCCACUACUCCCUCCCCAAAAUCAUGGAAUGCUUGGCCUUAGUCAACAUCUGUACCCUUCAACUAACAGCUGAGGAACAGAGGCCUACAGGGAAUCCAGGGGGCAGGGGAGAGCUUGGAAACCUGAUCUCUCAAGCAGGGAAGUGAGGCCAGUAAGCGCUGCAGAACAUCAAUGCAAAGGAGGACAGGGAAGCCAUCUGGAGACUAAGUCAGGGAGGGCUUUAAAGAAACGUGCCCAUAGAAUACAAGCAAAACAAGCCAAGUGACCUUGGGGAACUACAUUUGGGGGUGGAACCAAAAGGUGGCCAAGUUCACAGAGCAGGUGGAUAUGUGGGCAGAUGGGGAGGCAGGCAGGCAGGCCUGGGGGUGGGGAGUUGGCCGAAAUGGGUGACUGGGUGUUCAUUUUAGCUCUGGGAGGAAAUCAGUGUUUUGUGAAGGUGUUGGGGGGAGGGGCUGCAUCUAGGUGAGGGAGGGCAGGGACUGAACCUUUCUGGGGGGUUGUA